Molecule: messenger RNA, 3190 nt
Organism: Klebsormidium nitens
Lineage: Eukaryota; Viridiplantae; Streptophyta; Klebsormidiophyceae; Klebsormidiales; Klebsormidiaceae
Source: the annotation of a GenBank genome assembly
CAUGACGAAAAUAUUGUGCACAGCAUUGAACCCAGCAGACUCGAGGCGCCAAUUUGGCAACGUAGGAAGUGACGCAGGAAUAUGAGUGGGUAGGUCCUAGGUAGAUGUUUCCUCAACUUCCUCAAGUCUUCGUUGGACCCUGUCUCAAUGGAUGAACGAUGAUCCGCAUUGUUCUUCUCGCCGGGGCUGCGGCCGCCAGCGUGGGCGUGAAAAAGCUGCAAGAAAGAAAGAAGCAGGAAAGAGCGAGCUUGAAUGAUGCGUCUGGGGCGGCAUUGGCGGUUGAUACUGACGAAGUCUCCCAGCCAACAAUUGGGAGUCCGGAAAGUGGGGUGAAGGACUUUGCAGAAUCCACUGCAAACAAGAAUGUGGAUGAGAGAAGCAGUCAGCAACAUGGAGAAGCAGCUGGUUCGGUGGCAAGUAUACCUCAACCAGAAAGCCCGAAAGCCCGCAUCUCUAAAUCAACUGUUGUACCAGGAAAAAGCUCGCCGGUUGCAAUUUCCUCCGGGCAAACCGGCGAAAGAUCCAACCUUGCGAAGGGUUCCGAUAGCACCCCCUCAGUAAGUAGGAGCCGUGUCAGCCGGCUACGAUUGGAGAUCGAGGGCGCCUCGCAAGGUGACGCUUUCUCGUUUCCUUCCCCUACAAAGGGGGAUAGUCCUGGCACCAUCAAAGCCCCCCCUACUCCGAUCCAAAACGGGCCAACUGUGCAGGUAGCAGACAGUGAUGCCGCGCACGCUUUCUCGCCACCUGGCGAGAUUCCAGUCGUCACCAUCCCGUCAUCUGUCACAGCCGCAGUCGGUACAUAUUCGCCACCGACAAAAGAUGCGGCCACACCCUUUGUGCCACCCACUACGGUUGUGCCACCCACUACGGUUGACACCAAUCCUUCUUCCCUCGGGCGCGUCAACAGCUCAAGCAGCAUCCGGGCCCCUCCCACCCCGUCCAAAGAGCUCCACUCGUCCCCGACCGAAGCGAAACCGCCGCUCGUGAUCAGCAGCGGCGUCAGGGCCGUUCCCACCAUCCCGCCGCGCAGCCGCUCGAGGGGCCCGAGGGUCAGUGUGAAUGCGGGGCUGCUCGAUAUCCUGCCUGGAGAUGACACUCGAGAAAGCCGCAUACGGGCCGUUCCCACGAAGCGGCCCUCCGUCGAGCCUCCCCCUGUGAGGAGCUCGUUCUCUGAAGGAGUCUUUGGAGCGCUUGCGAGAAGCGUUCCAAAGAUUGGACUGCCAUUCACAAGCAAGAGUGGUCCCUCGAGCCCUGUUGGAAGCAUAAAAGCCCCCCCCACUCCAUUGGGCUUACCAAAAGCCUUGAACCCUGACUCGAGGGGAGCGAGUCCAGCCUCGUCCGUGAUCAGACCCGUUCCGACACCUGGGGGAGCGGUGAAAGAGGAGAAGACAUGGGAACCGGGGAGCUUGGACGGCGACUCGGAGAGCGUAACUAGCGCGGGGACGAACUUGGACGCGGCGUCGGUGGUGGUGAGCCCAAUCGAGACGGAGAGCCAGCGGCGCGUGGCGCGCGAGCGGUUAAGCUUGAAAGACAGGUGGGAGCUUGACGCAAAAGCAGCAGAGCUGGGGGCAACGGAGAACGGCCCAGCCGCAAACGCUCGUGCCGUCACCGUCGACGGCACUGGUGCAGAUCCGUCGGAGGGCAGGCGGCCCCCGACGGAAGCAGGCCGGGACGGAACAGAACGGAACGAGAGCGGAACGGUACAACCACUGAACGGAACGGGCCAGAACGGGAUUGGCAUCGCGGCCCCAUCUCAGGGGGCGAGGAAGGAGCAGAUCGAGUUGAUACAGGGGCGCGAAAAAGCGCUCAAAGAGUUGGAAAUGGACGAAGAACGGCGGAGGGAGAGACUGAGGAUUUUGGAGGAGCGAGAGGCAGUGUUGAGGGGGCGAUUGGAGGAACUAGAGCGGGCUCACGAGGAGCGGCGGGCUGCUGACGUGGCGGGGGUUUCGAAAGGGAUGGGUGAAAGUGGGUCGAAAAGCGGGGGAGAGCUGCCGGUGGGGGCGGCGGACCGGUUCGACCAGGCCAACUUUGACCGUUGGUGCCAGCUCCGGGCGGGCCCCUCAGGCGCCACCACCCACUGGUACUCCUCGGGGGAAGUCUACUCCUAUCCGGGGGGGCAGCUUCUCGCGCGCCUCGAGGGCUUCGAGGCGGUGCGCGCGCGCAGGGAAAGCGCGCGCCUAGUUCACGAGCUGUCGCGGCGACUGCUCUUGUUUGUGGAUAAGGAGAAAGGGACGCCGUUGGAAGACACCGGGGGGGGCAGGCUGGGCGAGGUUCGGAUACCCUACCAGCACUGUACGUACAACUUGGACGGGUCGGUGGUCCGAACUGAGGUCACGGUUAGGUCGGGCGCGAGCGCCGUGCGGCUGGGCGGCAGCGCAGGCGGCGUGCGCGUCAUGCAGGGCGCGGACGGGGUCGUCUUUACGCGUCCGACGUUCCUCAGCAUUCCGUCCGAAAAUGGCGACUUUCUCGCCUACGAAAACCACGACUACUUCACGACAACCCGGGGCCCCGACACCCCGCCUACCGACCACUUUUCCAUGGUGCGGCUGGGCCCGGUUCCCGGAUUUCCCGGGCAGUGUUUCGUCCACGUGGUCGGGUGGAAGCCAACCGACCUGACGUCACUGCCAGCUGUCCUGCGGGUCGAGCUAGACAAGGAGCCGCUCUGGAAGGAGGCGCCCGAGAAGGUUUACGACUAACCCUCCUUCUAAACCUGAUGCGUCUACGUGGUUGGGUUGAAGCUAACCCCACCUGACGGCACUGCCAGCUGUCUUGCGGGUCGAGCUAGACAAGGAACCGCUCUGGAAGGAGGCGCCGGAGAAGAUUCACGACUAACCCUACGACUAACCCUGGGUUUGAUGUGGAACGUGGGUCAUGAGUAUACUUACUGCACCGCAUUCGGUGAGGGAUUUGUUGGGCUUUAAUAAGCCGAUUGAUCUGGGCUCCAAGCUGGAGGAUCCUGCCAUAGAAUUUGGCGGCAAGUUAUACUUUAUGGACAUUCCUAGUUGCUAAGCUGUCGUUAGAUGUAUCUCAGUCGUGUUUGGAGCAUUUAAAAAAUAAGGCAAGUGUACAGCUCGUGCACAAAUUUGGAGAAAGAAUGGGAAAAAAGAAGGAGUAUGACUUGUCGUUUCCAUGCAAAGAUGGGCAAUUGCCCGUCUGUUCUUGUUGUGCUGCCUUUCAAUGAUAAAUCGAC